Messenger RNA from Mugil cephalus (flathead mullet), 2949 nucleotides. Its product is annotated as beta-1,3-galactosyltransferase 2-like. Bases 1358 to 2626 code for a protein of 422 amino acids. Gene Ontology annotation, molecular function: N-acetyl-beta-D-glucosaminide beta-(1,3)-galactosyltransferase activity. Gene Ontology annotation, cellular component: membrane. NCBI's taxonomy places the organism in Eukaryota, Metazoa, Chordata, Actinopteri, Mugiliformes, Mugilidae. The transcript has 2 exons. The record is from RefSeq and is a predicted model, not a curated record.
UGAUGAUGCUGCACAUGGUUACUUGUACAUUUUAAUUACUUCUUGAUUGUUAAUGCAAAAAAAAACUUGCUGAGUGUAACUGUAAGACUGUCUUUCAUUAAUGUAAUGUAUCUGUCAUACUAGCCCUGUUAGAUCUGCUGUUCUGACCUUUCAUUUUCCCAGCAAAAUGUCUCAUGAGAAACUCUGCGAGUCCAGUUGCCUAUCUGUAAUGGUCACGCAUAUCUGUGCCUUGCAGCAUGUGCCACAGUUCAAGUAAGAACAUGGGCAGCUGACAAACACCAUGAAGAACCUGGUGUUUUUUCUGAACAUGCUGCCCAUGUUCGGUCAAUGAGUCUUGGGGCAGCGCCAACACAAAGGCUCCUCUCUCCCCUCUUACCUCAACUGCUUUACUCCUGCUUCUAGAGAAUGGGUGUGAAUACAAAUAGGUCAGUAGCCCAGCCCACCCCCACUUCCCUUGAACAGAGCAGGCAGCAACAGCAGCAGAGGCGGCGUGACGUGUUGGGAGAGCGUAAAGCUGCUUUUCUCAGACCGAACACUGAACUCAGAGAGAGCUACCUCUCGUUCUUCUUCUUCCUCCUCCCCCGCCUGCUGCUUUCACCCCUUCACGGAGACAGCACAUCGACAGAGCAGAGCGUGAGGAGCUGCUAAAUGAGGAGCGUAAGACAAGGACACUGAAGAGGGGGGAAAAAAAAAAAAAAAAGAAAAAAGGACGCACGCUCGUGGUGUGGAAGAUGGCAAGCGAACAUGGGAAGCAGAGACGAAGGCAGAGAAGAAACGAGGAUCAGCACGGGCAUGGGAGAAAAAGCUGAACAGAGAGACGUAAGGCUUAUGCACGAUUCAGCUGGAUCUCCAUCUAACCACUGCUGCUUUGAUACACGCCAUGACAACGAGGGCAGCGAAAGGACCCUCUCCUCCCUUUAGCCAGAAGCAGCAGCGUUAGUCGCGAGAGCACCGUUAAACGCAAACCUCUGGGAACAAUGCGGCAAGGCAGAUAAAGAAAGCUGCAACGCUGUGACACAUGCAAACUACGCACACAUCACUGCCUGGAAAACUGAACUGUCUUGUGAUGAACAUGUUGGAAAACAAUUCUUCAGCCCAACAAGGGGUUUGGGACAUGCAUCAGAGGAGAGGAACGAGGAUAUGAGCCAUCAAACUGCAGCGACGCAUGAUUCUGAUUUAGACAAGAGCACAGGAGAGAAGGGGGCGACCACUGUGUGAGGAGCAAUCACACAAUCACACACAGGAAUGACAGACACCAAUGAGAGAGAGGAAAAUUGCUGGACAAAUUCAGCACCUCGUCGAACCAGCCGAUGACUGACCAACCACCGUGACCGAGUGAAGCGGUGCUAAAGGAACCAUGCAGUGGAGACGCCGCCACUGCUGUACGCACACAGCUAAACUUCUUUGUUUCCUGUCACUGUCGGGCGUUCUGCUCUUUCUGGUUCAACAGGUGUGGCCGCCAAGGCUGGCUCGUAUGCUGCGGUGGCGAGGUAACCCCGUGGUGUUCGGAGGUGGAGGGCUUCACAACACCAAAGCCAAGUGGAACGCCAGCGCCAAACAUUCAGCGUGGCGCUUUGUGAUCGUUCCUCAGCCAACUUUCAACGCGGAUGCCAACAUCAGCUCCCACGAGAAGCAGGGUCUGUCCUCCCCUCAAGGAGACCAAGGUUUUGACAACACCUUGGCAGCAAACUCCAGUCAAAGUCAAGAGAGAGACGUUACAAGCACAAUAACACACGGGCCUUUUCCUUAUAUCAUCAACGAGCCAGACAAAUGCACAAAGAACAGCCCUGCACCGUUUUUGGUGUUGCUGAUCGCCACAGAGGCUCGGCAGGUGGAGGCAAGGAACGCCAUACGGCAGACGUGGGGGAACGAGAGUAUUGCCCCGGCUUUGGGAUUCAUCCGCCUCUUUCUGCUGGGGAAAAAAGACGGAGAGCUGGGCCGUCUGCAACAAAGCAUGCUGGAAUCAGAGAGCCGGAAGCAUCACGAUAUCGUUCAGCAGGACUUUCUGGAUUCCUACAAAAACCUGACAUUAAAGACACUAAUGGGAAUGAACUGGGUUGUGAUGCACUGCCCGCAAGCCCGAUAUGUCAUGAAAACCGACAGCGACAUGUUUGUCAACGUGGAGAAUCUCAUUUAUAAGUUGCUCAGGCCAGAAUUGCAACCCAAAAAGAACUACUUCACGGGCAAUAACAUGAGAGGUUACGCACCCAACCGAAACAAAAACAGCAAGUGGUACAUGCCUCCAGAGCUGUACCCAGAAGAAAAGUACCCGACGUUUUGCUCGGGGACCGGCUACGUCUUCUCUGGAGACAUAGCGAGGAAAAUCUAUCAAGUAUCUCUGAGCAUCCGCCACCUGCACCUGGAGGACGUGUACGUGGGAAUAUGCCUGGCCAAGCUCCGAAUUGAGCCCAUGCCUCCACCCAAUGAGUUCUUGUUCAACCAUUGGCGGGUGUCUUACUCCAGCUGCAAGUACAGCCAUCUGAUAACGUCACACGGAUUUCAUCCCAAUGAACUCCUUAAAUACUGGCACCACCUUCAGAGCAACAAACACAACGCCUGCCUCAACACAUUUAAAGAGAGAAACAGCAAGACGCACAGAAUGAACCAAGACAAACCAGCCCAGUGACUUAAUGGUACAUGCACAAGCUCCUUGCCACAUAAUGAUCUGUAGCUCAAGCACAUUUUCCUAACUUGCCAUCAAAGAUUUAUUCCUCUCUUUAUCCUUAUGGAAACACAAUACAAUAUGGGUAAAUGAGUAAAACUGUUGCCAAUUUUGUACGAAAUACAUAUUAAAAAAAUUGUUUUUUUUUAUUUGUCAGUUAAACCAUUUGGGGCGUUUACCUACAGAGUUUUAUUUUAUGAAAGAGGAUGCAUUUCAAUGUUCGGUGAUAAACUGUGUGAUGAACAGACUGUGUGAAGAAACGAAAAAAUAAACUUUUCCACACAUGC